This is a messenger RNA of Didymella exigua CBS 183.55, 885 nucleotides long. Its product is annotated as NAD(P)-binding protein. The transcript is spliced from 3 exons. The record is from RefSeq and is a predicted model, not a curated record. NCBI's taxonomy places the organism in Eukaryota, Fungi, Ascomycota, Dothideomycetes, Pleosporales, Didymellaceae. The coding region runs from base 1 to 885 and encodes 294 amino acids.
AUGGCUGCUCAAAUGAAGGCUGCGCAGAUUGUCGAGUUCGAUAAGCCGUACCAGCUCUGCGAGACGCCAAAACCAAUAUGUGGCGAGAAUGACCUCCUUGUGCAGGUGUAUGCUGCUGGCUUCUGUCAUUCAGACCUACAGGUUUUGCAGGGGCAGUUUCCAGCAAGCCUGCCUAUGAUCCCCUCCCAUGAACCGGCUGGCAAAAUCGUGCAAGUUGGCGCGCAAGUACAGGGCAGCUGGAAUGUCGGCGACCGCGUUGGCGUUCUGAACUUCAAGAAUGCAUGUCGGCAGUGUGCAACCGCGUGGGGUGCACUAGGAAAAUUAAGGCGAGAGGUCAAGAGUGGUGAGGCCAUCGCUAUCGUCGGUAUCGGGGGUGUCGGACACCUUGCAGUUCAAUUUGCCAAAGCCAUGGGCUUCCGUACCGUAGCCAUCGAUAACAGGGAAGAAGGUCGACACUUGGCUUUAGAGGUGGCGGAGCAUCUGAAGCCUGAUCUUGUUAUUGACUCCACAGCGAGCGACGCAGACGACCAGAUACUCGAUUUUACUUUGGGAGAAGGACUUGGUGGCGUCGUGGUUUGUACUGACUCAAUUGCGGCAAACGCAUGGAGUUUGCAGCAGCUGGGUAACAAAGGUGUCAUGGUACCACUGGGUCUACCUAAGGACAAAUGGCAGUUCGACUCCGAGGCCAUGGUAUUCAGAGAGCUUGUUAUUAAAGGCAGCUACGUCUCAAGCGCGGAAGAAGCAGAGCUCAUGUUCAAGGUCGUGGCUGAGAACAGGAUUGCUUCUCAUUUGACAAUCUUGGGGUUUGACCAGAUCCCCAGCCUGGUUGAUAAGUAUCUGCACAAGUCGAUGAAAGGUCGGCUGGUGAUACAGAUAGCACAAUAG